GGCCCGAGCUGUGGCGGCGGCGGAGCCCUCCUCCUAACAGUGUCCUGAGCGGCUCCGAGCGCCGUAGUGACCUGACCUGACCUGACCUGAUCUCACGGACCGGGGUGUGCUGUGAUUGUUAACUCGCCACACUCGCGCCCGAGAUGGGCAAGACGUCCAACAUGUACAGUGCGCGAGUGUCCUCUCAGAGCCGGAGCUCCAUCAGCUCGACGACAGUGCACCAUGGCACGACGUCAGCGUUCCCGAGUGCUGAGCCCUCCGACCUGGAGAGCUUCUUCAGCUCCACGGAGAUGGGGGCCAACAAGAAGCUGUUUGGCAAGGACCUCAGCGAGUAUGACAACAUGGACAUGGACGACAUGUUGGACCAGCUGACCGCAGAGGAGAUAGAGCUGCUCACCAGGGACGUGGAUCCCGACGACUCCCUGAUGCCGCCCGAUCAACGGACAUCCUAUCGGUGCGACAAGUCGGCCACGGGGCCUCUGAACAGAAAACAGCUCAUCGAUCACAUCAACGAACAGGCGAUGACGGAGCCCGACCGACCCGAGCUGGUCCCCUACGAGCCCGGCACCAUCCGCGGUAAAAAGUGGGUGCCACCACCGCCACCGGCCGAGGAGCAGCGAGCCGAUGAACAGGUGGCCCUGGACAUGGGGGACGAGUACGAGUCGGCACUGGCCGACGCCACCGAGAGCGAGAUGGUCGACCUGGCAGCUAUCCUGGGCUUCCACUCGAUGAUGAACCAGGACCAGUACCACGCCUCGUUGCUCGGCAAGAAGCUGGACACGGAGGAGGUUGGCUGGAGUGGCAUCACGCGCGCCUCGCGGCCCAAAGCGAUGGCGCCCGAGCCGCCCAACACCACCGACCCGGAGCAGUCGAUCGAGCGCAUCAAACGCGACGACCCGGAACUGCGCCGGCUCAACCUCAACAAUGUCAAGACGAUAUCUGAAGAGCAGUUUGGCCGUCUGUGCGAGGCGGCCAGCUCCAACAGUCGCCUGGAGGGCCUUCUCUGUUCCAACACCCACAUGGGAGACACGUACGCAGAGAAACUGGUCCAGCUCAUCGAGAACAAUCCCAAUAUCAAGGAGAUCAGCAUCGAGUCCAACUUCAUCAGCCCUCCGAUGAUCGCCAGGCUCGUGAAGGCUCUCCUCGUGCAUAAAAGCGUCGAAACCUUCAGAGCCGCCAACCAAAGGUCGCAGGUGCUGGGGAACAAAAUCGAAAUGGAGAUCACAAAGUACGUGGAACAGAACCCCAACCUGCUACAGUUCGGACUGCACUUUGACUUCAACGACGCUCGUGCAAGAGUCUGCAACCAGCUGCAGAAGAACCGCGACCGCUUCCGCACCGGCAAAAGGUCGCGGCUCAGCUGUACUCUGUUCCGCGACCUCAUUUGGAAGAAACUAACCCAGCUUGUGGUGCCCUGAAGCUGACGGCGUUCGCUGCGACCUGUCAAUUGGAGCCGACAGUAGCUGCUCUGGCCUGUUCCGUGGAAUUGACGAGUGCACCGAUCAGCCGGCAUUGAGACAUUUCUGCCGGCUGCAAGCAUCGCGUUGAACGACUCGACGCGGAACCAUGACUUGCCGCCGGGCGCCGUCCUCAUGUGCCCCCGACGGACCCCGCAGUGUGCCGCCAGAGAGGAGACAGUGACUUCCAAAGCGCAGUGCCAGCGGACUACGUUUGUGACCCGUUUGCGACGUCGUGAAGUAGCCUCCAGAACGCUUGUCUGAUACGGCGCCGGCUGGCCGGACUUGUUUGUUUGUGAACGAGCGUCUUGUAGAGCCUUUGUCGACGGUCCCUCUCGUCUCACCCGCCGCCCCCAGUGCUGUGGUGCGCCUCUGUGCGCAUCGGCGCUCAUCAAUGGAACGCGUUGACGAUCAGCCGUUCGGCGUGUGUCGAACAGUCAGCUGGUCUCUGCCUGAGCGGCCGCAGCGCACCGUAUCGUAUGGUGCGAUUUUGCAUGGUAUGCAAGUUCAGUACGCCAUGGUUAUCUGCCUUACGGCGCCCCCAUUGUAAAAGGGACCCUCCCACCUUCAAAAAAGUUAACCCGCGCCCCGCUGGGCUAUUCAGCCAUACGCGCCCUGCUGGGGGGGGGGGGGGGCAGAUUCUGCCCCCCCUGUCUAACUUCC
Messenger RNA from Amphibalanus amphitrite, 2120 nucleotides. Its product is annotated as tropomodulin-like. The transcript has 10 exons. Gene Ontology annotation, molecular function: tropomyosin binding. Gene Ontology annotation, cellular component: myofibril. Gene Ontology annotation, biological process: pointed-end actin filament capping; myofibril assembly. Bases 144 to 1418 code for a protein of 424 amino acids. NCBI's taxonomy places the organism in Eukaryota, Metazoa, Arthropoda, Thecostraca, Balanomorpha, Balanidae. The record is from RefSeq and is a predicted model, not a curated record.